CCUGAACCUGAACAGCAGCCAAGGACGACGAACUGCGAAGCUUCAGCCAUGAACGAGAACAAUCCUUCUCGAACGGCUUCUGCCGACGUGGAGCCGAAGCAUGUAUCGACUGCUAGAUGGACACCCGCCAACGGCAUCGAAGCAGUCACGACUGUGACCCCGGCAAGCGCAAGUUCGGACGAACCGAGAUCACCACCUGCAAAGCGAAGGAGAGAGGAGCGUGAGAGGAGUAGGGUCAGUAGAGCUUGCGACCGAUGAAAAAGGUUAGAUGUACUGGAAGAUGCCCUUGUGCGCUCUGUCUGCGAUCCGGGUUGCCGUGCGAGUUUACUGCGUCGUAUACUCGAGGAAGACUGCCUUCUGUCAUUGUCGACGAUCCCGCGAUAGCUUCAGAUGCACUAGCCUCAGGGCGGAAAGAGAGCUUAGCCUCAGGAACGUCUGCCAAAGAAGAGACUGCGAUAUCGACAACACAAUAUCCACGCAUCUAUCCUAGUCCUUUGACACCUAUCGACCCACCGAGUUAUUCAAAUCCCGACAACUCCGAAUCAAAUGCUCUAGGCAUUGCUACCGACCAGAUCAAUCGCCCUGCCUCGCGAGAUUCUCCAGUACCCCAGGGAGCCCAAAGAGAUCAAGAAGGUCACUAUGUUGGCUCUUCGAGUGCAGCAUCGUUUCUCAUCCGUAUUCAGAAGCGUCUGCACACGAAUUCUUCCUUGUCGCAUGACUCUACCAUCUUCACCUUUGGCGACGCGCCCCUCCCAGAGUUUGAUCUUUCCAUCUUCGUCCCGCCACCAAAGCCUGAUGCACAGAGACUUGUAGAGCGGUACUUUGACUACGCAGCUCCAACUCAUCGCUUUCUACAUCGACCAACAAUCGAACAGCUUGUCGAGGAGUUCUAUGACACUCAAGGUGAGAUGAGAAAUAAAGAAGAUGGCAAAGCAAAAGUUGCAUUAUUGAUGGUGGUCUUUGCGCAAGCGCAAGCGUAUAUGCCACUUGGUAGUACGGUGCAGACUAGCAGCGCUCGAUACUUUCGCGCAGCCGAAGCCCAACUAUUGCAAGAACGUGGCGCGGUAAGACUAGCGAGCGUUCAGGCGCGACUGCUGCAAUGUUUCUACCUCCUGACGCAAUCUCGCAUCAACCACUGCUGGAGUCUCUUCGGCGAGCUCUCGCAUCUCGCCUUCGCUAUCGGCCUGAAUCGUGGAAGGAAAUGCGAUCCUUCGACCAAGGUGGACUAUGUAGAGAUCGAGAGCCGAAGACGCCUAUUUUGGGUGGCAUAUUCACUGGACAAGUACCUCGCAGCUGCUCUAGGUCGUCCACGGACUUUCAAAGACGAGGAUAUCGAUCAAGAACUUCCUACGAUCGUCAACGACAACGAUCUCCAACCGAACUAUAUCAACCUACCCUCGCGGCUUACUUAUUCCUUAAUGACAGCGCCAGUUGAGCACAUCAAGUUGACACGCAUCGUGUCUCUCGUGCUACGAGAUCUUUACUCAAUUCGUCCACCCAGUCUAGCCUUACGCAUCGAGCUGUCUUCAAAGUACACAUCAGAACUACACGCGUGGAAGAACUCGCUGUCAGGAUUCCUCUCCGGUUCGACCUCGAUAGACCGUAUCGACAACCAGUUGCUCAUACCAGUCUACCAGCGUCAGCGUUCGGUGCUGAAUCUGGCGUACCAUCACGCGCUAUUGCUUAUCCACCGACCCUUCUUACUGCGAGACUUUGCGAGUUUGACACAUAUGCCCACCCAUCCCAACUGGAGUGCCGGCCUGAGCACGACGUAUGACGCAUCGGCGAAUAUCACCGCUUGCCUCGAAGCCGCCAUGUCCAUUGUACGCUCGGUGGACGACGUUUUCAAGGCAUCCAACCUCUUCCGCUCUUUCUGGUUUACCCAGUACUACGCCUUCUGUGCAGUGGUAGUGCUAUACAUCCAUCGCAUUCAGCAGGGCUUGGGUGUGAAGACCAAAGUAGAAUGCGAGGGAUAUUUCGAGGCUGGUGUCAAAUGUCAGAGACAACUGGAGACAGUCAGUGAUACAGACUGCCUUGCACAUCGUUAUUGUGUCGUAUUGGAAGAGCUUAGAACUGAGGCAGUACGCCAGUCAGGCAGACUAUCGACACCAGUAGCCGACAAUGCCAGCUUCCAAGACACUUCUCUCCUCCCACUAUCAAUGUCGGCGCCAAACCCCGAUCCUGUCGCGUCUGCGCCGAAUCUUGCACCUUUGCUGUACGGUAACAGCAACAACAUCGACAUCGACGGAACAGGGGCGUUCAACAACAGCACCAACAAUACCACCAACCCAACCUUCUCCUUCGAUCUGCUCGACUGGUCGGACUUUGCUAGUUGGGGACAGUUCGAGGGUCUAGUGACAGCCGGUAACGGCUCCUUCGAUCCUGCGACCCAGAGUGAGAACGACUUUUGGUUUGGAUCCUGAGCGGUGAAUUAAUAGGCAUGACAGAGCCUCGACUAGAAGCAUCGGGAAAUCUGAGGAGGUUCCAUUCCUGAUACAUGAAACCAACAUGUUUGUCGUUGGCUAUACCGUGGUCUCUCAAUCUCUUUCGUUCAGAGGGAUCCUUUGGUAUUGCUUGUAUCGUCGCACUGUCUACGGGUUAGUGCAGUACUUUGAGAUGAACUGGAUUAACAAGGAGUACACACUCGCGCACUCAUAGAU
Alternaria rosae is the source of this 2660-nucleotide messenger RNA. RefSeq names its product fungal-specific transcription factor domain-containing protein. Gene Ontology annotation, cellular component: nucleus. The transcript is spliced from 4 exons. Bases 255 to 2423 code for a protein of 722 amino acids. Gene Ontology annotation, molecular function: sequence-specific DNA binding; DNA-binding transcription factor activity, RNA polymerase II-specific; zinc ion binding. Gene Ontology annotation, biological process: DNA-templated transcription; positive regulation of transcription by RNA polymerase II. The record is from RefSeq and is a predicted model, not a curated record. NCBI's taxonomy places the organism in Eukaryota, Fungi, Ascomycota, Dothideomycetes, Pleosporales, Pleosporaceae.